AUGGGCGACGACAGGUCUCGCACACCCAACGGGACUUCCAACGGCCACAGCGACCCCAUCAAGCGCUUCCCCUCGCCACCGAAACAGGACCCCCACCCGGCCGUCCAGUCGUUCUACCUCCCCACCGGCCUCUUUGGCCGCAUCCUCGCCAUCCCCUCGCAAAUCCUCUUUGCGCUCAUGGGUCUCGUCGGCAUGGCGCACUAUGCGCGCCAGAUCGUGCGUGUCCGCCCGCGCAAGGCCGGCGCCGUGGUCCUCAACAAGACUACGGAGGGAGCGGACGGAGCCGACGGCGCGAUGAAUGUCGACGAGUGGAUCGUCAAGAACACACCGUCGCUUAAUGGGACGUACAAGCCGGCGUGGUGGCUUCCCAAUGGCCACCUCCAGACCUUCUUCAUUAUCUCGGGCGACUUUAGCAAGACUGACAAGGUCGACUACGUCCGCACCACCCUGCGUGUCCCCGACGGAGGAACUCUCGCCGUCGACAUCACCCCGCCCAACCAUGAGGAGCUGCCCGCCGACGCGCCGACCGUCCUUGUCUGCCACGGUCUCACCGGAAACGCCAGCGAGAGCUAUGUCCGCAACGUGCUCGCAUGGGUCAUCAAGCCCAAGUCCGAGGGCGGUCUUGGCGGCCGUGGUGUCGUCUCUAACUUCCGCGGAUGCGGUGGCCAGCCCGUGACCUCUACCCAGUUCUACUCUGCGGCCGCCAGCGUCGACGUCAACACCAUCUCGCACUAUGUUCGCCACCGCUUCCCGCAGUCUGCCGUGCACGGCAUCGGCUUUUCGCUCGGCGCCGGUGCGUUGGCGCGCUACCUCGGCGAGAGCGGCGAGGACUCGCAGCUGUCGUCGGGCUGCAUGAUCGGCUGUCCAUGGGACAUGCCUGCGCUCUCGCACUCGCUCGAGGACGGCUGGUUUUCAUCCCGCGUCUACUCGAGCGCGCUCGGCGUCAACCUCAUGAAGAUGUUUUUCCGCAACUAUGACGCCAACCCGGCGCUCUUCGAGGACCCCAAGAACAGCCGCGUCCACGACGUCAUGCACGAGUUUAGGCGGCUGCGCGACAUGGGAUCCAAGAUCAGGCUGUACAUGGUCGACGAGUUUUUGACCUCGCGCGUGGGCGGGCCCUCGGCGCCGUGGCCGUUCAACGGGUUCCAGGAGUACUACAACUAUGCGAGCAGCCACAAGGUCAUCCACAACAUCAAGGUCCCAUCGCUCGGCAUCAACGCCUUUGACGACCCGGUCGUGCACGGCGAAGCCCUGCCCGUCGAACAGGUCCAGAACUCGUCCCACGUCCACCUGGCCGUGACGGGUUCGGGCGGCCACCUGGGCUGGUUUGACAGCCCGUCGCCGUACGGCCCGCAGUCCAAGUCGCGCUGGGUGCGCACGCCCAUUGCCGAGUUUCUGUCUGCGGCCGCGCGCGACCUUCCCCCGCGCCCGCCCGUCGCUGUCGUCCAGGAAGAGGACGGGUGGGAGUAUGUCGAUGCCCCGCCGGCGCCGACGCAGCUCGACGCCGACCCGGCGCGGAUCGGCUGGCGCGUGCUCAUGGUCGACGGACACAUGACCAGCUGGGAGGAGCGCGAGCGCGAGCAGGGCAAAGAGGGCGGCAAGGAGAGCUUCCAGGGCUUGUAG
This is a messenger RNA of Apiotrichum porosum, 1623 nucleotides long. RefSeq lists its product as uncharacterized. Bases 1 to 1623 code for a protein of 540 amino acids. Gene Ontology annotation, biological process: medium-chain fatty acid catabolic process; medium-chain fatty acid biosynthetic process. The record is from RefSeq and is a predicted model, not a curated record. NCBI's taxonomy places the organism in Eukaryota, Fungi, Basidiomycota, Tremellomycetes, Trichosporonales, Trichosporonaceae. The transcript has 6 exons. Gene Ontology annotation, molecular function: acetylesterase activity; monoacylglycerol lipase activity.